Camponotus floridanus (Florida carpenter ant) is the source of this 872-nucleotide messenger RNA. RefSeq names its product probable small nuclear ribonucleoprotein E (gene SmE). The transcript has a single exon. Gene Ontology annotation, molecular function: RNA binding. The coding region runs from base 103 to 387 and encodes 94 amino acids. Gene Ontology annotation, biological process: spliceosomal snRNP assembly; mRNA splicing, via spliceosome. Lineage: Eukaryota; Metazoa; Arthropoda; Insecta; Hymenoptera; Formicidae. Gene Ontology annotation, cellular component: U1 snRNP; U5 snRNP; U4 snRNP. The record is from RefSeq and is a predicted model, not a curated record.
ACUGCUACGAGAUCGCCAUAUUUGUCGGCGUUCCGCGUUACAGAGCACGCUCUUUUUUCGCCCUUAUCCAGUUUUUAAACAUUUUUUAAACAAACACGAAAAAUGUCGUACAAAGGACCGCAGAAAGUCCAGAAGGUAAUGGUACAACCUAUUAAUUUGAUUUUUCGUUAUCUGCAAAACCGUUCACGCGUGCAAGUCUGGUUAUUCGAGAACAUCAACUUGCGAAUCGAGGGACACAUCGUCGGCUUCGAUGAAUACAUGAAUUUGGUGCUGGAUGAUGCCGAGGAGUAUCACCAAAAGACGAAAAAUAGGAAGCAACUUGGACGAAUCAUGCUGAAAGGCGACAAUAUUACGUUAAUACAAAAUACUAAUCCCAGCACAAAUUAAUGGCGAUGAAGAGUAACCUAACCUCAACUCGGCAAUAAAUUGGCGCCAAGGAGUUUAUCAUAUUCUCAAUUCUUCAGAAUUUCUUGGACUGUGAGCAAAGCGUUCAGGGAGAUUGUUUAGCUGCAAAAGUUGACGAUCAUUUAAGAAAAAUGUAUUUGCGUGACGAAUGUAUGGAUGCGUUAAAUUUAUAUCUUGUAACACUUUUAGUUAUCUCAGUACAAAUUUCUAUAUAAAUGUUGACAAAUAAGAAAUCAAAUUUUGUCAUGAGAGAGAAACAUUCAAUAUUUUACAUUAAUGAAUUAGUCUCAUUUAAACUUAUGUGAGCAAAUAUUCCUUGCAAUAUAUUAUCAUAUAUUGCCCGUCUUUAUUAGCGAUACAAACAAUGUAGGAUUCUAUUUUGAAUGACAACUUUUGUAAAAAUCUAUGUUGAAUGUGUACUUUAUAAAAGAUAAUGUGUGGCUUUAUAAAAGAUAAAUAACAUAUAA